GGGUAAGGAUCCCGGAGCGCCGAAGCCAGGAUUAGUUCAGUUCCAGAGCACAGGCUUUGUUGAGAAACAAGCAGCACCGUGAGGACCGGAAUGAGCGGAGCUUGGGAGACGGGAAGGGUGAAAACAAAGUGAGCAGGCCGCAGCAGCACAGUUCCCAGGCAGCAUCAGCAAGGCAGUGAAGAAGUGUUGGACACUUUCCCACCAUGCCGACAACAUUUUAAAUAUCUGUCAGCUUUCUAAAAGUUUAACUGAAGGAAACCUCUAAGACUUCGUACCUGAGGACUAAAGUGCAGCCACCAGUUAUCAGACUUUCAGGAUGAAUCUGGAAAAACUCAGCAAGCCUGAACUCCUGACACUGUUCAGUAUUCUUGAAGGAGAACUUGAAGCAAGGGACCUUGUUAUAGAGGCUUUAAAGGCCCAACACAGAGAUACUUUCAUUGAAGAACGCUAUGGAAAAUACAACAUUAGUGACCCUCUCAUGGCUCUUCAGAGAGAUUUUGAAACACUGAAGGAGAAAAAUGAUAGUGAGAAGCAGCCAGUGUGCACAAACCCCCUCUCUAUCCUCAAGGCGGUGAUGAAGCAAUGCAAGAACAUGCAGGAGCGCAUGCUGUCCCAGCUGGCUGCUGCCGAGAGCAGGCACCGCAAGGUGAUCCUCGACCUUGAAGAAGAAAGACAGAGGCAUGCACAGGACACUGCUGAAGGAGAUGAUGUCACCUACAUGCUGGAGAAGGAGAGGGAGAGACUGACGCAGCAGUUGGAAUUUGAAAAGUCCCAAGUGAAAAAGUUUGAAAAAGAACAAAAGAAGCUGUCCAGCCAGCUGGAAGAGGAGCGCUCCCGCCAUAAGCAGCUCUCGUCCAUGCUGGUGCUUGAGUGUAAGAAGGCCACCAGCAAGGCAGCCGAGGAAGGGCAGAAGGCUGGAGAGCUGAGCCUGAAACUGGAGAAGGAGAAGAGCCGGGCAAGCAAACUGGAGGAGGAGUUGGCAGCUGAGAGGAAGCGAGGCCUGCAGACAGAGGCCCAGGUGGAGAAGCAAUUGUCUGAGUUUGAUAUCGAAAGGGAGCAGCUGAGAGCCAAACUGAACCGAGAGGAGAACCGGACCCGGGCCCUGAAGGAGGAGAUGGAGAGCUUGAGGAAGCUUGUGAAAGACCUAGAGGCGGCGCAGCAGCCCAGCCGCACCAGUGAGCAGGGCCGGGCACCAGUGACCACGUCCAGAGGCACAGCCACAGAGCCUCCCUUGCGAGUGUCUGUUUUUUGCCAAACAGAGAGUGUUCAGACAGAAAGAAGCCAUGGGAGCGUCCUGACCAAGCUGACAGAUGCUGGUCUCCCAGGUCCCACCACUGCUACUUACUCCUAUGCAAAAGCUAAUGGCCACUGUGACCCAGACAUACAGACUACCAGGGAAUUGACCUCAGAUGGCAGCACAGAAAACCAAGGGCCUCCACGGGAGAAAUCUGCAGUAUCGGCCCAGGAGAAACCAAUGGAGAAUGGUGGGUGUCCUGUAGGAACUGAGACUCCAGUCACAAUGCUCAGUCACCUCCCUUCUAGUGGCAGCUCACUGUCUCCCAGCAGCACUGCCUCUUCCUCUCUAACAUCGUCUCCUUGCUCUUCACCAGUUCUAACCAAGCGUCUCUUGGGGUCAUCAGUCAGCAGCCCAGGCUACCAGUCUUCCUACCAAGUAGGGAUCAACCAGCGUUUCCAUGCAGCUCGGCACAAAUUUCAGUCCCAGGCAGAUCAGGAUCAGCAAGCCAGUGGUCUCCAGAGCCCUCCAUCCAGGGACCUGUCCCCUACUCUGUUAGACAACUCUGCUGCCAAGCAGCUGGCCCGAAACACAGUCACUCAGGUGCUCUCCAGAUUCACUAACCAGGGGCCAAUUAAGCCAGUCUCUCCCAACAGUUCUCCCUUUGGGACAGACUACCGAAAUCUGGCCAGCACUGCCAACCCAAGAGGUGACACCAGCCAUUCACCUACUCCAGGGAAAGUGUCCAGCCCUCUGAGCCCCCUCUCUCCAGGAAUCAAGUCCCCAACCAUCCCCAGAGCUGAGAGAGGAAACCCUCCACCAAUCCCACCCAAAAAACCUGGCCUCACCCCUUCGCAAUCUGCCACCACUCCAGUGACCAAGACUCAUUCCCAGGCAUCCUCCUUGAGCACCACAGAAGACCUUGCCACCAGCUGCUCUCCCGGUGGCGUGGUGGCCAAUGGCAAAGAUGUUGAGAUACUUGUGCCUACCAGCAGCUAGUCCCUAGGAGUGAGUCGCCACAUUUGACAUUCCAUCAGACUUUGUCCAAGAGCUCAGAGUUAAACCCCGGAGUCAGAUCAUGUUAUUUAUUUGAUAGUAGCUACAGCCAUCUGUAUAAUACAUUCAGUGUAUUUACCUUUUUGUAUUUUUUUAAGUAGAAAUUGAGUACUUGGAUUUUUAUGACUCACCUCUUUGUACUAAGCUAGAAGGGGACCUCAUAGACAUAGUACAUACAUCUCAAGCCCAGCAGUCACCAGCAUGCUUCAAUGGGAGAGCUUACCGAGGACCAGGCAGUGGUCAGCUGUCAGUUUUGGAGCUAGAAUUACUCAGCACUCAUUUCAAAUUAUGCAGAAGCAGUUCAUGCAGAUUUUUAUUCCAGAUGAACAUGUUUUAAAAGUGCCUGAAAUCGACUGCCAUGUGAAUGUGAUUCUGCGGCAGAAACAAAAGACAGAGCAUUUCUUGCAGAAAAUGAGAUCCUCUGUGAAUCUGAAUGUCAAAAACCAACACUGCUUUUAAUCCUCUCUGACUAUAGAAUGCCAGCUUUGUGUUCUGAAACGAGGUUUGCACGAGUAGAGUGGAAAUCCUUCUGAAGGGUGUGAACUCUGUCAGGCUGAGCUCUGUAAAGCCCUUGAGAAACCCUCCAGAGCACUUAGCCGUUGGGGUGCUGAUUUUCUUGUGCUUUUGAAAAAUUAAGUCAUUCUCAGUUUCCUGCGUCAGUUCUUGAACAGUGAAAUCACAUCUCCAUUCCAAACCGUUCUCAAGCACCAGCCGUGGGAACUUCCAAUUCCGGUUGCUUUUACUUGAAUAGGAAAUGACAUAAUGAACUCUUUAUUCUGUGAUCGAAAAGCAAUAACUUAAAAGUCACUCUUUGUAAUAUUGUAAGUCAGAAUUAUACAGAUUUUACCAAAUGGUUACAUUUACUCUCCGUGCUGCCAGCACGUCUGUCUGUGGAACCAAAUUAACUUUUGCCCAAAUGGAAGUAUACCUAUAUCUGUAGAUAACAUGCCCCUUUUACAUGUUCAACAUUCUCACACUCAAGCACAUAAAUAUUAGUGUGAUUGUAUCUCUGGAGUUUGCAGUGUAGCAUAAAGGACAAGUAGAAUUGCAUGUUAAGAUUACCUACCAAAGCAAUUAGAUGUGGCUUAGAGCCAGUCAGUCAACAGAGGAAUCCAUUUGACAACAAAGUGGACAAUCCCAAAUGAAGCUCAGAUUGUCAACAUUAUAGGAAAGCACCCUAAUGCCACAGAACUCAGCUAGCCGAGUGAGAGAGAGAGAGAGAGAGAGAGAGAGAGAGAGAGAGAGAGAGAGAGAGAGAGCGCAAGAGCACAGUCCCUCACGUGCUAUCCACUCGGAAUAGAGGGGCCUGUAGCAAGCCACAGUAUCCCAGCCCCGUGAUACAGGGCUACUCCUUUGAGCCCCAGCUGCUGCUAUGCAAAAAUUGCUGAUCAAGGUUACCAGUUCUCUAAACUUUCAUAGAACUGAGAUUCCCACAAGAAGAUUCUCAUUCAAAGCAUUUCGGGUUUUUAAAAACCAGGAACUGAUUUUAUAAAUGCUGGUGCUUAGACAAACAUGGCUGCAGCUGACUUUAGCUUGCAAGCUACCAAGCUGCAGCCUCUCUCUUCCUAGAACUUGUACUGUUCCCCUGGUAGUGAGUUUGUAUAGACAGAAACCUCCAGCCUUCUCCACUGUGUCAGCUACAUCUGACCAAGUCCAUAGAACAGAACACUCUUGCUCUUGCCAAGCAGACCUCCCAACAGACCAGCUCAGGACACUGGUUACACAGUUUUGUAUCCAGAGUGGGAGAAAGAAAGGCCUUGGUGUCUCUACAUACAUUGUUCUGGCCAGCAGCUACCCAGAAUCCCCUGGCCUUCUGUAACCUUUUAUUGGGAAGGAGAAUGGGUGAUCAUGUGAGAAGACCUGAUCAUGUGUUUGAAAAACCAAAGGAUUCAGUGGACCCAUCCAGGUUAGAUAACUCACAAGGAAUUAGACAUUGAUUUUCUUCUUGAACCACAGAGCUGAAAACAGAAAGUCUCCCUAAUAAUUUAGUUGUUAAUAACUUUUAGUUAUAUUUUUAUUAACCCAUUGAGUCAGGAGGCAGGAAGCAGGUGAUUAAAAUCUCAGUGGGCAAGUCAACAACAGAGUAUACUGUUGACUCUACAGCUUACAGUUUAAGUGAUUAAGGUAAAUGCAUGGCACAUGAAAGUAUGGCUGAUGUCCUAGGGUGUCUGCUAAAAUGGUGGAGACAUGUGAAACUGUCCAGAGCAAUCCUGCAUUGAAUUUAUUCCUAUUGUGGAGCCAAAACGGACCAGUGAUGAUCAAAAACUGAAGCUUCUCAUCAGGAAAGACUGCAGUGCCUGAGUGUUCUUACCUCUCUUGCUUUAAAUGGUAAUCUUAAAAGUUGCAUUGUGCUCUUCCUCUGUUUGGAGAUAGAUAUAUAUAUAGAGAGAGAAAGAAAUGCUAUAAGGAAGUUUAUUUCUUAGGGGGUGCACUGAACAAUAUUUCUUUUACAAUAUAUUACAGGGGUGGGGAUAUGCAAAAGAAAUGUGUAUUUUUGCUAGUUCCUAUCAUCUGAGAUAAUAAGCACAAUCCUGAAAUGGAUCCAAUAAUUCAGCUAUAUAUUAUAGAUUAGUAUUUCAGUUUGCAGUAGAUUGUAAGUGUGUAUGCUAAGUAAAAGUUCUAUGAUUCACAAUUUGGGUAUUAACCAUGUCAGAGAAGCUGUUACUGGUCAGGAGAAUCUGAUGAUGUGCUAGGUGUAACACAGCAUUAACUAGUCAUUAACAUUUGUAAGGCCAAGUGUACCAUGCAGAAGUCUUCAUUUUUAUAGCAGACUACAUUAAAACAAGUUAAAUCAUAA
Grammomys surdaster is the source of this 5087-nucleotide messenger RNA. RefSeq names its product CTTNBP2 N-terminal like (gene Cttnbp2nl). The transcript has 7 exons. Bases 317 to 2233 code for a protein of 638 amino acids. Lineage: Eukaryota; Metazoa; Chordata; Mammalia; Rodentia; Muridae. The record is from RefSeq and is a predicted model, not a curated record.